CAAGCCAGGCGUGCCCCGGGCCGGGCUCCCCCUGCCGUUAGUGAGGGCGGCGCCGAGGGGAGCCCGUCGGAGCCGCCCCGCGGGGAGAGCCGGAGGAGCAUGGCCGGGGCGCAGAGCCGCUGCCCGCCCGCGCCGGGCGAAGAUGUCAAACCAUUUACUCCUGGGAGAGCCAAGGAAAUUGUGAUGUCCCUACAGCAACCUGCAGUCUUCUGUAACAUGGUUGAUGACUGGCCAGCCCUCUACUGGAAUGCAAAAUACCUUUCUGCGCUGUUGGAUGGGAAGAUGAUCCAGUUUAGGCUAGGUCUGAAGGCAGUGGAUUUAGUUCCCCAGUUUGAAACGAGGUGUAGCUAUGUGAAGGCUACACUUGAAGAGUUUUUGGCUUGGAGUUGUGGGCAGCCUUCUUGUCUCUCUGGACCAUUCAGUUGUUACGAGUACUCCAAAUAUUGGGCUUACGCUGACUACAAAUACAUUGCCACGAUGUUUGAAGAAAAGCCAGAAAUUUUCCAGGAUAUAAGGUGGUCAGACUUUGGUUUUCCUGGAAGAAGUGGGAAAGAGAGCACGCUGUGGAUUGGUUCUGAAGGAGCAAACACCCCCUGCCAUUUGGAUUCCUACGGCUGCAACUUAGUCUUGCAAGUACAAGGAAGGAAGAGAUGGCACCUCUUUCCACCUGGUGACACCAGUUUCCUUUAUCCCACCAGGAUCCCUUAUGAGGAAUCAAGCAUAUUCAGCAAAGUCAACAUUGCCAACCCUGAUCUGAAACGCUUUCCUGAGUUUAGGAACACGACAGCCUAUGUGGUUACACUCAGCCCAGGACAGGUCCUGCUCGUUCCAAGGCACUGGUGGCACUAUGUGGAAUCCAUUGACCCCAUCACUGUCAGCAUAAAUUCUUGGAUUGAACUGGAUGCAGAUCAUGAAGCCCGUGUAGAAGAAGCAAUAACUCGAAUGCUGGUAUGUGCCAUAAAAUCAGCAGAAAAUCCCAGUGAUGGAGAUCUCUGGCUAAAUCCCACAGAGGUUGAGGCAACAUCCCAUGAAAUCAAUCUUCAGUACCUGAAUAAAGCUGUGUCUGCAUAUUUCAAGUGUCAAAAGGCAAGUGAGUCAGAGCAGGCAUGUCCCAGCUGCACUGGUGCAGAGCAAAGGACAAGCACCUCAUGCAAGAGGAAGAAAAGGGAAGCUGGCUCUGAACCAGAGGGCUGCACAUUACUAACCCAUGAAUUUGGCUUUCCAAUAUCUAAAGCAGAAAAGUUGCAGAAAAUACCUUUUGGGCCUCAUCUUAUACAAGUUUUGCCACAGUCUCAAGAAACAAGCUCGAUGGGUGCGGUUGCAGUUGAAAGUGACAGUAGAGAUCUCCUCCAUGAAAAUGAAGGAGGACAUUUUGGAAAAUUACACCACACCAGGAAGCAGUCGGUAAUGAGUAAUGACUCUGCAACGCCUGCACAUCAAAUGGAUUCAGACGGCAGUCCAAAUGCCUCACAAACAGCUCUUUCUACCAACGAUUUGCUAGACUGUUUGGUUAAUCCACAAGUCAUCAGUUUAGUGGCUCGGCUGCUGUUGGAGAGAACAAGAGUUUAGUGCCGGAGCGCUUUAUCAUUUCUGAAAUAAAGAAACCAAAUGGCA
Phalacrocorax carbo (great cormorant) is the source of this 1614-nucleotide messenger RNA. Lineage: Eukaryota; Metazoa; Chordata; Aves; Suliformes; Phalacrocoracidae. The record is from RefSeq and is a predicted model, not a curated record.